AUGAGCCAUUUUGUGACUCUUAGUGUUUUCGAUGUCAAACUUCAUCCAACAGAAAUGGAGAGCCUGGAUCUCUUGAGGAGUUGUUUGGUGUGCAAAUGGGACUUGUGGAGGAGAGACCCCAGAAUGCUACCUUGCCUUCAUUCCUUCUGUAAGGACUGCCUUCCAUAUCUGAUCCAAGGAUAUAGCUGUAUUCCCACUGAGUGUGAAGUUCUGUAUGAAGGUAUCCUUUCCUGUCCUGUGUGCAAACAGACCUGCUUUGCAAGGGAUGUAGUUGAAAAUUUCCUUCUCAAGGACUUUCCCACUGCUAAUUCAGCUAUGGCAAAGAGCUGUUCCACAUGUAAAGAAAAGAGACCUGCUCACAGUCUCUGUACAGGCUGCAAUAAGUGGUUGUGCAGCUCCUGUACGGAGGAACACAGGCAUGACCAGGAAACUGGAGACCACUUCCUGUCUGUAUCCCUGGAGGGCUGCACAGCAGCUGCAGAUGGAGCAGGUGAAUUCUCCUUAUUUUGCCCAGUGCACACUCAAGAGCCACUCAAGCUGUUUUGUGAGACCUGCGAUACCCUUACCUGCCGCAGCUGUCUUCUGACAGAGCACAAGGAGCACAGGUUCAGACACCUUGAGGAAGCUUUGCAAAAUCAGAGAGUCAUCCUGGAAAAUGUCAUAACUAAAGUGGAAGAGAAAAAAAAUGGGAUUCAGGUUUCAGCUAAACAGAUUGAGGACAGGCUGCUUGAAGUAAAACAUUCAUACAAAAGGGCAGAAAACCAAAUAAAAAUGGCCAAGAUGUUUUUGAUUAAUGAAAUCAAUAAACGAACAAACAUCCUUCUUGAACAACUUGAAAAAAUCACCAGUGAAAAGAAGCAGAAAUUGGAGCAACAACUGCAAGGUGCUGUGGUUUUAAGCAGACAAGUAGAACAUGUGCAGAACUUCAUCAGCUGGGCAGUGUGCAGUAAAAACAGCAUCCCAUUUCUCUUCAGUAAAGAACUGAUUGUGUUUCAGAUCCAACGCUUGUUAGAGACAAACUGUAACACAGACAUAGGCCCCCCUCUGAAGAUCAGAUUUACUUGGGAUCCCUCCUACUGGACUAAACAACUGUCUAAUUUGGGAGGUUUCACUAUGGAAGGUGGACACAUUUCUCACUCAGACAUGCUACUCUGUGGAAAUGUGCAAGGAUUACAGACCUCCUUGUAUCAUGGGCACUGCUCACCAGCAUCACAGCUGGAGCCUGUGAGUAGCCAGCCACCUCAGUUUCCACCUGCAGUUCAGUGUCCUAUGCCUGUUUGUUGCUCACACUGCCUCAGUGUACCUCACCCAAACAGAGCUCAGCCUUCUUACCAAGACGUGAACCACCAUAAAAGUUUUCGACAACCUCCUGAACUGCACCAGCAGCACUUCCCUCUGCAGCACAGCAUGCAGCAGCAGGACAAGGAGCAGAGAGGUGCCCUCCAGCCUGUGAAGCUAACGCAGUCUGGGCUGGAACAGCAGUCACGCUCAGAGCCAGGGAAUGUGUCUGGCAAAGUGGGAAAGCACUUACCAUCCCAGCAGCAGCAGCAGGCAGCACCCCUGGGUUAUGCUGUUGUAUCUCAUGAGGCUCAGCAAGUUGACACGAGCCAUCAACAGCCAUUUCGCACUCAGCCUUCUCUACAGACAUCAACUGUGCAAGUGCAACUUGGCCACCUCCAGAAGAUGAAAUCUAACCACUUGCAGCACCCACUGCAGCAGCAGCAGCUGCCACCAGCAUCGCCACCAUCAGGUCAGAAAGAGAAGACCCACAAACAAGUCAUCCAGCAGAGCCUGGACAUAAUGCACCACCAGCUCGAAUUGGAGGAGAUGAAAAAGGAUCUGGAGCUUCUUCUGCAGGCCCAAGGACAGUCCAGCUUACAACUGAACCAAGCCAAGCCACCUCAGCAUGUUCAACAGACCAUAGUUGGUCAAAUCAACUACAUAGUGAGGCAGCCAGCCUCGGUUCAGCAACAAAUUCAAGAUGAAGCACAAGUCUGUGAGAGUUCUGUGGAAUUUGAAGCUCAGAAGCCUGUAAUUCCCUUUGACAAAAGUGAUAGCUCCUCCCUGUCACAGUCAGUAGAUGAAGAAGCUGGUGUCAGCAGUUACUCCCCUGAGAGCACAAUGCAACAAUCAACUUUCCAUCCAGUGAGAAAGCGUUCAGCAUCCUUAAGCAUUCUGGGCUUUUCAAGCAGUUUGGAAAUGGAAUCACCUUCGACAAGGUUAUCUAGCUCAGCCGAUGCACAGACACAAGGAGCAGGUGCUGGAACACUUGACCCAUCCCUGAAUGUUGUUUGUGACUGUGAUGCUCCACCAGAUUCAGUUCCAAACUACAGCCUGGCAUCAGGCAGAGCUCCAAGUGACCUGAGCCCUGGGGCUGCUCCUGGCCUCACACCAAGUGAUGCAUUACAGGGCACCACUAAGUGCAAGCUGGAAAAUGAAGACUUCAAUACUGUAGAUCAUUGCCUAGAAAACAGCUUGGCUACUGCUGGGCAAGAUGUAGUUAAUGAAUUAACUCUUUCUAUGCAAAAAGUGCUGGAAGAACCUAUUAAUCUUUCAAUCAAAAAAUCUCAACCUUGUACUUCUCCUUCUGAAAUGCUCGGCAACGCUUCUUUCCUGCCUAUGAAUGCCAGAAUGAGACAACUUAGAAGUGAAGAAGAUUCCAAUAACUGUGAAAAGGAACAUUUUGAAAUGGAUAUGAAAAGCAAUCAGAAUGUUAGAGCUGGCCCUGAGGAGCAGAAGAUCCCCUACGUACGACUGGAACGCCUAAAAAUUCAGACAUUGGAGGCAGGGGAGCUCCCAGUGUUUAAGCUCCAGCCACAGCAUAAUGAGCAGGAUGGCAAUUUCCUCCUGAUAAUUGAAUGUGGGACCCAGUCUUCGAGUAUGUCUAUAAAGAUAAAUAAAGAUAGUCCACCUGAAGGACUGAAAUCCAAAGAGAUCUCAGAGGAUGGGACAUUUCUUAUACCCCAGGCAGCCAGCCAGACACAGUCUCCUCCUGUAGAUACUCUGUCUGUUGAUCAGAAGCUCAGCAAUGGCAUCUCCAUGAUGAAAAAGUCUCCAGUUACUCAGGAAGACAAUCCAAUUGAAAAUGAGGAUUUCUGUGCUGUGUGUCUUAAUGGAGGAGAAUUGUUGUGCUGCGAUCACUGCCCCAAGGUUUUCCAUCUCUCCUGUCAUGUUCCAGCCCUGCUCAGCUUUCCAGUGGGAGAAUGGGUGUGCACGCUUUGCCGUAAUCCAGUGAAGCCAGAGGUAGAAUAUGACUGUGAAAACACACGCUACAGCCACACCUACAGUGCCCAGUAUGGCCUUGAUGACUGUGACCAGAAGAAGUGUGAAAAGCUGGUGCUUUCCCUGUUCUGCAGUAGUAUGAGCCUCCCAUUCCAUGAACCUGUCAGCCCCCUGGCUCGGCAUUAUUAUCAGAUCAUCAAAAGGCCAAUGGAUUUGUCAACCAUACGGAAAAAGCUGCAAAAAAAGGACAAGUCCCACUAUUCUGCACCGGAGGACCUUGUGACUGACGUGCGUCUCAUGUUUUGGAACUGUGCAAAGUUCAAUUAUCCAGAUUCAGAGGUUGCUGAGGCUGGACGUUGCCUAGAUGUAUUCUUUGAGAGCAAACUGAAGGAGAUUUAUCCAGAUAGAGAUUUUCCUUCAAUGCAACAAGAAGACUCUGAUUCAGAAGAAGUGGAGAGGCAGAGUAGCAAAACGCCAGCCCAGGACUGCCAGUGGCCACCAUACGGACAGGAGAGCAUCCCGCCGAAAAGGAGACGCCGCCACGCUUGA
This is a messenger RNA of Apus apus (common swift), 3771 nucleotides long. It is a transcript of the gene TRIM66, whose product is annotated as tripartite motif containing 66. Gene Ontology annotation, molecular function: protein binding; zinc ion binding. Lineage: Eukaryota; Metazoa; Chordata; Aves; Apodiformes; Apodidae. The record is from RefSeq and is a predicted model, not a curated record. Bases 1 to 3771 code for a protein of 1256 amino acids. The transcript is spliced from 20 exons.